AUUUAUUCUGCUUCUUUAUCUCGAUUAGGGUUUUCUUCUCGCAGCGUACCGUUCUUCGCUCGAGCGACUGCUGGCGGUGUUCGAUCGUUCUACUCGAUUCUGCGACAAUGGGGAAAACACAUGGUAUGGGUGCCGGGCGCAAGCUCAAGUCUCACCGGAGAAGGCAAAGAUGGGCGGACAAAGCCUACAAGAAAUCUCACCUUGGGAAUGAAUGGAAGAAACCAUUUGCUGGAUCAUCUCAUGCUAAGGGCAUUGUUCUCGAGAAAAUAGGCAUUGAAGCGAAACAGCCAAACUCUGCUAUUCGUAAAUGUGCUAGAGUGCAGCUCAUUAAGAAUGGCAAGAAGAUUGCCGCCUUUGUUCCUAAUGAUGGUUGUCUUAAUUUCAUCGAAGAAAAUGAUGAAGUGUUGAUUGCUGGAUUCGGGAGAAAGGGGCAUGCUGUGGGAGAUAUUCCUGGGGUAAGAUUUAAGGUAGUGAAAGUGUCUGGUGUUUCUCUUUUGGCACUCUUCAAAGAGAAGAAGGAAAAGCCUAGGUCGUAACUAACUGUUGAAUGCCUAUUUAUUUAUAUAUAUAUAUAUAUAUAUGCGGGUGUGUGUGUGUAUUAUAUCAUCUUGUGUCUGUCUUUGAGUUGGUUUUGAUUUCUUGAAUUUUUUGUGUGACUAAAAAGUUUUGUAGUGUUCUUCGUUAAGUAUUUGCACUUAUAUGUUGGGUUAGAUGGAAUAUUGGGGGUCCUAUGAUCAUUUUCUCUUUAGUGCUA
Molecule: messenger RNA, 754 nt
Organism: Andrographis paniculata
Lineage: Eukaryota; Viridiplantae; Streptophyta; Magnoliopsida; Lamiales; Acanthaceae
Product: 40S ribosomal protein S23
Exons: 4
Coding region: 108-536 (142 amino acids)
Biological process (GO): translation
Cellular component (GO): ribosome; cytosolic small ribosomal subunit
Molecular function (GO): structural constituent of ribosome
Source: RefSeq, a predicted model, not a curated record